AUGCAAAACCUAAUUGAUAACGAUGAAGAUAUUAAUAGCAAUGAGCGAAAAUUCGAAAGAGGUGUCUUAGUGUUUGCUGGAGCAGUUACGAUAGAUUUCUGCGUGUGGUCUCCAGAACAUUCGACAUACGACUUCGACAAGCUAGCUAGAAUAAUGUAUCUUUACGAUCCUCUUGCCUGUGGUUACAAUCUUCGAGCUUCGAGAUCUAUAUGGAAUCUACAAUUUAGUAAUAAUACUCUUGGACUGAACAUACUGCCUAUUGAAUGGAUGCCGGCAGUUGUGACUGUAUCUACUAAAUUAUCUGCAAAAACUAGAAAAUACGUUAAGCUAAGCGUCAUCGUGCAUGUAUUUUGGCUGUUAGUAGCAAUUGCCUUGAGAAUAUUUAGAUCAACAACCAAAUUAAAUUUCCUCAAAAUACUUCUGGGCUCUAUGUUCUAUAUGAGUGUAUUUGUAAUAGUUUUUGAUUUGUCAAUGGCAAUCGUUUACAUUGCACAUAUUCAACAAAGCCUGACCAAAGGAAUGAUACUUAGAUAUAGCGGUUGGAGUGUGGACAUGAAGAUUAAACAUUACGACGAUUUCGGCGGCUGGCUUCCAAUCAUCGCUUGUACAUGUUGGUUAAGAGGAGGUUUUGGUCUCGCUCUCAAUAUUUAUUGCUGCAGAAUUUUACAUUUAAUAAGACGUCGAAUAAAGAAAAGUGAAGUAAGAACUAGAUUGAUAUUGCACGAAAAUUUUCCGAUUCCAGAACCAAAAUAUGAGGAACCGCUUGAUAAUAAAGUACUUUAUUAUAGAACGGGAGAAUUUAAGCCUCAGCCCAAGCAAAUCUAUAAAUCUAUAUUCUUUUUUUAAAAACUUAUUAAGCGCCAAUUUUU
Molecule: messenger RNA, 869 nt
Organism: Vanessa atalanta (red admiral)
Lineage: Eukaryota; Metazoa; Arthropoda; Insecta; Lepidoptera; Nymphalidae
Exons: 3
Coding region: 1-846 (281 amino acids)
Source: RefSeq, a predicted model, not a curated record